This is a messenger RNA of Vitis riparia (riverbank grape), 700 nucleotides long. RefSeq names its product CASP-like protein 1F2. Lineage: Eukaryota; Viridiplantae; Streptophyta; Magnoliopsida; Vitales; Vitaceae. The transcript has 3 exons. The coding region runs from base 36 to 605 and encodes 189 amino acids. The record is from RefSeq and is a predicted model, not a curated record.
UUGUUUGCUUCGUCUCUUGUUGCCAAGGUCUUUCAAUGGAGUCACUGGAGGUGGCAAAUGGGAAGAGUACCGCCCUGGGCGUAAGCCGAGAAACCUCAAGCCCGCCCCAGAUGGGUUUCUUUAUUGCCCAAGUGGUGCUUAGGUUUUUUACUAUUGCGUUUACAGCGGCGGCCAUUGCUGUUAUGGUCACCGCCAAGGAGACUGUCGAGGUCUUCUCCAUCUCCUUCACUGUCCGUUAUAGCUACUUGUCAGCGUUCAAGUUUCUAGUGGGUGCAGACGCAGUUGUAUGCGGCUUCUCUAUGCUGUCAUUGAUCUUCGUUUCGAUUUUCAACAAAGGAAAAUCAAAUCACUAUUUCUUCUUGUAUUUCCAUGAUCUGAUACUGAUGGUGCUGUCCAUGUCGGCUUGCGCUGCCGCAACCGCGGUUGGGUAUGUGGGUCGCUAUGGACAAGACAAGGCAGCUUGGAUGGCUGUUUGCGGAAAUGUGAAGAUGUUUUGCGACAAGGCCUUAGCCUCUAUAUUAUUGUCUCUUAUUGGUUUCAUCUGUCUCUUCCUUCUUACAAUCAUGGCUGCCAGAAAUCUUAGAGCCUCUGGCCAUUUGAUCUGAGAGUGGAAUAGAGAAGCUUUUUUUUUUUAGGGAAAAAGAGGAUGAGAUAUGAAAAGCUGUUUGGUUGAUUGGAAAUAACAGUAAGUUCCAUUAUG